AGUAAAGCUAUUAAUGGAAUGGUCACUACAAGAGAGAGGCGAUCCUAAAUAGAAAUGAAAAUUCUGAAGCUUACAUGUGUUAGUCCUUAACAGUGAAAACUUCAGUGCUGUCCUAGAGGAUAUAACAAAAGGUUUCUGAAUUUCAUUUGUAAUUUUAAGCAGUUGAUAAUCUUUUCACAGCUGGAAAAAUAUUAAUACACUCUGACUUUAAACCUGUCCGCGUUUCACAUGGAUAAUUACACCAGCGACGAAGACAUAGACGAAGACUUUGACACCCAGUUCAUCAUUCAACAGAGUUUACAGGAUAUUUACAAGCCAGGAACAACACAACAUGCACCUGACGAUGAGAGCUUCCAUCCCUUUUUGAGCACUAAGUAUAAGAAGAUAGUUGAAGCAAUAGAGAAAGUAGGUAAAGAAGAUGCAUUGUCACACUUAACCAAGUACCAUUCUGCUUUUGACGAAGCAGAUGAGAUAGGCUGGAUUCCUCUGCAUAAGGCUGCAGUGCAAUUAAAUAAGAAAAUUUUGGAAAUAACCCUAAGCGCUUCAAAACCCAGUCUGUGGGAGCAAACCACUCACAAUGGUGAAACGCCACUUUUUUUGGCUGUCAGCAAUUGCCUCUUGGAAAAUGCCACUUUUCUUCUUCUCAACGGCUGCAAUCCAAAUGCUAAGAAUUUUGAAGGCAACUCUCCUCUUCUCACAGCUGUGCUGCGUGACUCCUACGACACAGCUGCCUUGCUGAUCAACUAUGGAGCAGAUGUCAAUCUGCGUUGUGCCAACGAGAGGACAGCUCUUCACGAAGCAGCCAAACUGGGCAGAGAGGACAUGGUGAAGCUUCUGCUGGUUUCUGGGGCACACCCUGACCCACGGAGCACGUAUGGAUUCACUCCUCUUGCUCUUGCUGCCCAAAGUGGACACACUGAAAUCAUGGAAAUGUUACUGCGGAAAGGCAAGAUCUUCUGUUAGGCUAACGCUCAUGGUCAGGCCUCUGAUUGUUCUUCCAUCUUACUUGAAGCUGCAAGUGGAGGAAAUCCUGAUGCUGUGGCGCUCUUGCUGGAGUAUGGAACUGAUGCCAACAUCCCUAAGAAUUCAGGUCACCUGCCCAUCCAUGUGGCAGCUGACAGGGGCCACUUACUAGCUCUAAAGAUACUGAUUCCAGUUACGGAUCUUGCUGCCAUUAAGCAAAGUGGCAUCAGUCCAGUUCACUGCGCAGCAGCAGGAGCACACCCUCAGUGCCUGGAGCUCCUCAUCCAGGCUGGAUUUGAUGUGAACUUCAUGUUGGAUCAGAGAAUUCGCAAACACUAUGAUGACCACAGGAAAUCAGCUUUGUAUUUUGCUGUAUCAAACAGUGACCUCUCUUCAGUCAAGCUGCUUCUGGGUGCUGGAGCUCUGCCUAAUCAAGACCCGGUUAACUGCCUCCAGAUAGCCCUCAGGAUGGGCAACUACGAGCUGAUCAGUCUGCUGCUAAGGCAUGGGGCCAAUGUGAAUUACUUCUGCAGAGUUAACCCUUUACAUUUCCCAUCGGCACUGCAAUACACACUGAAAGAUGAAGUCAUGCUCAGGAUGCUGCUGAACUAUGGGUAUGACACAGAGCGAUGUUUUGAUUGCCCUCAUGGGGACAAAGUCCAUCCUUCCUAUACUUCUGAAGGCUGGACAUCUACAGUUAUCAAAGAUACUAAGUUCUGUGAAGUAAUAACUUUGUCAUGGCUGCAACAUCUCUCUGGAAAGGUUGUUCGAGUGAUGCUUGAUUAUGUUGAUCAAGUUCGGAUCUGUUCAAAGUUGAAAGCUGUGCUCCAAAAACAGGGGAUCUGGUCAGAAAUACAUUUUAUCUUAACAAACCCUCGCUCCCUAAAACACUUGUGUCGCCUAAAGAUCCGGAAGUGCAUGGGACGUUUACAUUUGCGCUGCCCUGUCUUCAUGUCAUUUCUUCCAUUACCUAAUCGUCUAAAAGCUUAUGUCCUUUAUGAAGAAUACGACCUUUAUGGACAAGGAAUUUUUACAGGAACCUGGUAAUCAAACGAUUCUAAUGGAAAAGGUAUAAUUCUGCAGCUGUAUUCCUUAAAAUUUGACUUAGGUAUGAUUCAUAUUUUUUGCUUCAUAUUUACGUAUGAUUCAUAUUUUUUACCUGCCAACUAAAAUCUCAAUGCAGUCUAAGUCCUUUAAAAAGUACCUCUGCUUAGGAGGCUGAGGCAGGAGGAUUGCUUGAGCAGCAAUGGGAGGUCAAGGUGGCAGUGAGCUGUGAUCACACCUCUGCAUUCCAGCCUGGGUGACCAGAGCAAGACAUCUCUAAAAGAAAAUUUGCUUAAAAAGUAGCUUUGAACAUAGCCUCUCAACAUAUAAAUGACUAGCACUCUCAAGGCAGUUAAAAAAAAUAAAACCCAAAUAGUAAAAAUUUCGAUUAACUGAAAUAUACUAGUUCUAAUUCCGUAUUGAUCUUACAUUAAGUGCACAAAUCCAAUGUCUAUGUGCUCAAAAUAAUAGAUGGCACUUCUGACAAGUCAAGAUAACUAUUACAGUGUCUUUUUUAUAGAGAAGUAUAUAUGUAAUAGUCUUCCUUAUCUUCUGAGGAUAUGUUCCAAGACCCUCAGUGGAUGCCUGAAAAGGGGGAUAGUACAGAUCCCUAUACAUACUAUGUUUUUCCUAUAUAUAUUGUGUUUCUUCCUAUACAGCUACUGUGGUUGAACAAUGUUUCAGUCAUCAGUGGACCACAUAUGUGAUGGUGGUCCCAUAAGAUUAUAAUGCUGUAUUUUUACUGUACCUUUUCUAUGUUUACGUACAUACUUACCAUAUGUUAUAACUGCCUAUUCAGUACAGUAACAUGCUGUACAGAUUUGUAGCCCAGGAGCAAUACGCUGUAUACCACAUGGUCUAGAUGUGUAGUAUACCAUCCCAUCUAGAUUUGUGUAGGUGGCUUUAUGAUGUUAGCACAAUGACAAAUCACCUAACAACACAUCUCUCAGUAGGUAUCCCCAUCUUUAAGCCAGUUGUUAAGCGACAUACAACUGUACACACAUGCCCUACAGUGCAAAUACACUGGACAGAUGGAUGAUUCAGGUCCCAGGCGGGACAAGGUGGGAUGGUGAGAGACUUCAUCAUGUUACUCAGAAUGGUGUACAAUUUAAAACUCAUAAAUUAUUUAUCUCUGAAAUUUUCUUUUUAAUACUUUUUUUUUUUUUUGAGAUGGAGUCUUGCUCUGUCACCCAGGCUUGAGUGCCGUGGCACAA
Messenger RNA from Sapajus apella (tufted capuchin), 3221 nucleotides. It is a transcript of the gene ASB14, whose product is annotated as ankyrin repeat and SOCS box containing 14. The transcript has 10 exons. NCBI's taxonomy places the organism in Eukaryota, Metazoa, Chordata, Mammalia, Primates, Cebidae. Gene Ontology annotation, biological process: intracellular signal transduction. Gene Ontology annotation, cellular component: cytoplasm. Gene Ontology annotation, molecular function: protein binding. The record is from RefSeq and is a predicted model, not a curated record.